AUCGUUGACGUGGAGACCAGAUCAUCGCAUCCAGCGGUCCACAGAGGAGGGGAUAAGGUCUGCGCGGCACUCAUCAGAUAUGAAUUAAGGAAAUUUGAAGACGUUACCCGUCUGAGAGGAAGAUGCUUGCGAAACACUGUCCGGUUUUCGCCAUGUACGUCGCAGCAGUGACCUGUCAGACGCUACCACCAUUUCUCAUCGGGUCCACAUCUGGAGCAGCGAGUCAGCUCAGACGAAAUGCCAUCUCACCUAAAUGAUCCUCUGUCUCCUGCCGGAUUUGACAUCCCACAGCCUUGCCUGGUAUUUCAUGUGUCACUGGUUGGAUUUUUUUCAUGAUUUGUGGCCCCUCGGGAUUGAAAAGGACAAAAAAAAAAAAAAAACCCAGAAAGAAGGAUGCAAAAACUCCCUUUGGUGUUGAUGCAGCCUUUUAGCGUGUCGGUAAUUACAUGCGACUAUUAGACAGGAGAUCACCGUGAAAAUCUGAUGGAAUAACAAUGGAAGCACCUUUACUGAGUCGACAUAAUGGAUAGAAGAUAGACAAAAGAAGUCCCAGAGUUAACAACAUGGUCAUCACUGACAGGAACAACAGCACGCCUGUGCCUAAAAAGGAGCCCCAGAAGAAGAAGAGGAAGUCUCGUCCUCAUGGCCUUCCUUCUCCAGCACUCUGCUGUGCCUGUGGACUAUGCAUCAUGCUGGCAGGACUCAACAUCACUCUGGUUGGAGCGUUUGCCUUCAGCACACUGCUGCCUUCUGCCAACCCCCCAAUCAUAAUUGGACCUGUCUUGCUGCUGGUGGCCUUCUCCUUUUUUGGGGCCUGCUGCGUGUGCAGCCGCCUCCCACCCCCGAGCAGCUCUCGAGGCUCUAAAGUGGGCGGCAGGGGGGCAGGGUUGAUGGGACAUGGCGGGCUGGCUGGUGGUGCUGCGUUUGAAAUAGAGACCAGUGAGCACACGCUGCAGGACACCACAGCUGUGCAGCUAAGCCCCACAUCCUCUCCUGGAUCAUCCAGAGCCUCCAGCCCGGAAGGAGAGAGCCCUGAUGUGGCCCCGCAGGGACCUUGCAAGCUCUUCACCAUGGAGACCAAUGGCCCUUCCUGUGCUUCUGCCACGGCAACAUACUCGGCCUCUGCAGAUGCAGGCGGGGAGGUGAGGCUCAGCCUGCCACGAGAAGAAGUGGUCACCUAGCAAAGCAAAAACUCCUCUAAAAAGCCAGAGCUCCAGUCGUGUAAAUACGCUUCUGAGUUUGGUUGCUGGGACUGAUUUUGUCCUGUUUACAUAGUGCCAUAUAAAGUUGUGAAGAGUGUGGUUUUAAUUUCUCUCACUGUGCAACAGGUUGUUAGCAUGCAAUGUUGAACACACAUCAGCGUAUUUGUGAAUUUAAGCUUUUGGAAUUCAAAUUCCUACCUCUCAUGUGGUGUUCCCUUACAAAGUUUGUAUAAAAUCCAGGGCAUUAUGAACCGUUUUAAUGUAGAAAUAAAGUAGAAGACAUUUCUUUUUCUCUGCACCUGUGGUGACUGGUGACCUCUACUGUCAGAAGAGAUUUUAGAGGGCUCAAGAGAAAACUUUGAUCACAUAUUUAUUCUGAAAAGAUUACAUGUGAAAGGUCAGCAGCUGAUCUUAACAUGGGGAACAUUUGGCAUUUACUGAAUUGAUUAACUUCUUUUAGGGACAUAUGAUUUUAUAGGUCACAGAGGUCCCAAAGCAAUAUUCUCUGAACAGAGAAUAAUUUCUAGGCACAAGACCUUCAGCGAGUGUAUUUGCUGUAUAUUAACUCAGUGUUAAAACAGUGCACAUCGUCAGAUCUUUAUAGGCAUCAUUCUUUUAGCUUUUGUCAUCACAGCUGUAAACACUGAAUAUCGUGUUUCUUUUCAUGGUCUCAAAACUUUGUGAUAAUGUUUAUUCGUUGUUAAACUGAUCACGGGGCUCGAUUCAACCUGUGUGAAAGCAUGGAGUUCACAUCACUUCUAUGUACUAUUUACAACAUUGCACAGCCAAGUUUAUUAGAGUUUAUAGAUUACAUCAGUAGUAUCUGCUUCCUAUCACUGUGAUGUCUUCUUAUCAGCCAUAAGUCUGAGUGAUCACAGGAGACGCUAAACCCAUGAUCUCCUUUGAAAGGAAAGUUGCCUUAGAUGAAAAUUUCAGGAUCAAUCCAACGAGGGCUACAUAAAAAGUGCAAACUGCAGUUUCCUGAGAAAGCCUCUAUGUUGCUCUGGAUUUGAAAGGUUUUUGUGGUGCAUGCAAACAACCUAAAUGUUUCCUUUCUCACAUGUAUAUGGAGUAGCAACAGUGUACACACAGUUCAAGCCAACUAUAUAAAAAAACAACAUUGCAACAUUGUCCCUCAAAGGGACAUUUUUUCCUGAUAAAGCCCAGUUUCAUACUAAGUUAGAGUACUGAGCUUAGGUUUUUUUUCUUGUGCAUGCUCUGAAAACAAAAGACUUGAAAAUGAAGAUAUCCUUGUUGUGAACUAUCUGUGUAUUGUCUGUGGUUUUAUUUUUGUGUAGCACAAGAACCCGGUGAAAAAAAAUGUAAGGGACAAAACUAUUUUUGUGAGGUUUAUAAUUUAAAAUAACUAUCCCAAAUGUGAAUCCUAUAAAAUAUCUAAAUAAAAAACUCUUUCAGUAACAUUUCA
Girardinichthys multiradiatus is the source of this 2628-nucleotide messenger RNA. It is a transcript of the gene tmem275a, whose product is annotated as transmembrane protein 275a. Lineage: Eukaryota; Metazoa; Chordata; Actinopteri; Cyprinodontiformes; Goodeidae. The transcript is spliced from 2 exons. The record is from RefSeq and is a predicted model, not a curated record. The coding region runs from base 564 to 1181 and encodes 205 amino acids.